Messenger RNA from Bemisia tabaci, 2310 nucleotides. RefSeq names its product alpha-glucosidase. Gene Ontology annotation, biological process: carbohydrate metabolic process. NCBI's taxonomy places the organism in Eukaryota, Metazoa, Arthropoda, Insecta, Hemiptera, Aleyrodidae. The record is from RefSeq and is a predicted model, not a curated record.
UGUGAGAACCAGUUCACUCUCCGCCAAAUACUUCGGCUCUGCAGUUUCAUUUGAGUCAUAACUCAUAGAUCAGGAGAGUUGACUCGAAAUCAUAUUGUCAUUAUAAUUCAUCUCCGCGUUUCAUUCACAAGUCAGUCAUUCUAUAGUGUUCCCCUUGAAUUGUUUGAGAGCCACAGGGGUGGUUCGUGCACCUCAUACCUCUGACCCGCCAAAUGAUUAUAUUAAAUAAUUUCAUAAAGGAACUUUAUUUCAAAAACAUGUACAAGUUUGCGUUAUAUUUGGCUAUUUUUGGCUACGCGACAAAUCUUAGUGAGGCGUUGGCCUUGAAAAAUCAAGCUCUGGAUUGGUGGCAGCGAGGUGUUUUCUAUCAAGUUUAUCCAAGAUCAUUCCGUGACAGCAAUGCAGAUGGUAUUGGGGAUUUAAGAGGUAUUGCAGAGAAAGUGUGGUACUUAAAAGAUCUGGGGGUGACGGCAGUAUGGCUGAACCCCAUUUUUGAAUCUCCUAAUUUGGAUCUCGGAUACGACAUCUCAAACUAUACUAAAAUUGAUCCGGUCUACGGAACAUUGGAAGAUCUGGAAUACCUAAAAAACGCUCUACAUAAAGCAGGAUUGCGACUCUUGCUGGACUUUGUUCCUAAUCAUACGAGUGAUCAGCACCCAUGGUUCCAAAAAUCUAUCAAAAAAAUUGAGCCAUACACCAAUUACUACGUCUGGAAAGACGCAAAGUUCAACGCGAAAGGAGAGAGGAUGCCACCGACUAACUGGAUCAGUGAAUUUGGAGGCUACACUUGGAGCUGGAAUGAGGAAAGGCAACAAUAUUAUCUCCAUCUUUUCCAUUACAAGCAGCCUGACCUAAACUACAACAGCAAAGAACUCGUUAAAGAGAUGACGGAUGUGAUCAGAUUUUGGCUAGACAGAGGGAUUGAUGGUCUCCGGAUGGAUGCUGUUACCUUCUUGUAUGAAGAUCCGCAGUAUAGGGAUCAAGAAUUACUGUCCCCGGAUCUAGAUCCAUGGGAUUUCAAGAGCUACAAUCGUUGCCACACGAUGGACCAACCGGCAACAUACAGAUUAAUAACCAAGUUCAGGGAGAUUUUUGACGCCUACUCAAAGAAAGAUGGCGAGACUAAGGUCAUGAUAACAGAGGCAUACACAUCACUGGAUAAAACUAUGGAAUACUACAAGUUUGGUGAUAAACCUGGUGCUCAUAUGCCUUUCAACUUUCUAUUCAUCACCUCUCUUGAUGGGCGGUCACCAGCAAAGGAAUACCAAAGAAUCAUUGAAAGUUGGAUGUCAGGAAUGCCCGAGGGACAGUGGCCCAACUGGGUGAUUGGUAACCAUGAUAACCACCGGCUUGCUUCGCGAUACGGUACUGAUCUAGUGGAUGGUUUGAACAUGAUUGGGCUCCUUUUACCUGGCACCGGUAACACUUAUUACGGCGACGAGAUUGGAAUGGAAGACACCAACGUUCGAUUCGAUGAGGGAGUCGACCCGCAGGCUUGCGAAUUCGGCAAGGAGAAGUACCGCCUCGUCACGAGGGACCCGGAAAGGACUCCCUUCCAAUGGGACACAACUUUAAACUCUGGGUUUUCUGCCAGUUUGAAAACAUGGUUACCAGUCAACUCAAACUUUUGGCGGUUGAACCUAAAAGCACAGGUUCAGUCUGAGGGUAACAGCCACUACAAAGUAUAUAAACGGCUUAUAGAUGUGCGGAAAACAGACACGAUGCUGUAUGGUGCCCUUGAGACCCACGUUCUCUCUAAAUGGGUCUUCUCAUUUGCUAGACGUCAAAAUGGCAGUGACACUUACGUGGUCGUCGUCAAUUUGGGAAGUGAAACAGCUCCUGUAGACCUCUCAGCGUUCAUGAAUGACAUCCCUGAUACGCUCACCGUUCACACUAGCAGCAUUAAUUCCCAACAUCAACCCGGGGACAAAGUGGCUAUAAAUGAAUUCAUGAUGCGGCCGAAAUCCUCCCUUCUCCUGACAACUGCCUCAGAAGUGCCACCGCCAUCCUAUAAGACGAUAACAUCGAGCUCGUCGAAGCUGAAUGUUCCAAUUGGGACUCUCAUUUUAUUCCUCUUUUGUAAAUACUUAGUAUAGAGCGUCUGUGAUAAUUUAAAUAAUUAAGAUACAUUGAAUAAAAUAUUAAAAGGUUGCUUCCCAUUUCAAACUCCUUUGAAUACCUUUACUGUGAAUGCUACUAAAAUACUGUUCAUUUUGCGAUUAGAUAAGUGUAACAUGGAACUGUAUAUAUAUUUAAAAUAUAUUGUAAAAAUGUACAUACAUUUUGAAUUAUAAAACUUCUGUAUAGUUA